AUGGCUCUGAUUAAGUGCCAACACACAUGGUUAAGAUGGUUAGAAGGAGAUGCAAAAUAUGUCAGAGUAUUAUCUUUUGACUUUCGCAAAGCAUUCGAUAGCGUUCCACACGAUAUUUUAUGUGAGAAGCUUAAGAAGCUCCCCAUCAACCCAUAUGUGACUAAUUGGCUGAUUAGUUUUCUGGAGGAUAGGAAACAGAGGGUAGUGGUUGAUGGAAUAGAAACUGAAUACUUGAACAUUAAUCGAGGUGUUCCCCAAGGAACAGUUCUGGGUCCUGUCCUCUUUUCGAUCAUGGUGAAUGACAUUAAAACAGUUAACGCCAUAAACCAGUUAGUUAAGUUCGCGGAUGACAUGACAUUAGAAGUACCAGGGAAUGAAAACGGAGAUACAUCCCAAGCCGAAGUGGACAGUAUACAAACAUGGUCUGAAAAUAAUCGAAUGUCCUUAAAUAUGGAAAAGACGUAUGAAAUGAUUGUUAGGAGAAAUAUCCCUACGCUGUUGCCUGAUCCUUUUCCAUUUAUUAAACGAAGGACGUGGUUAAAGAUUCUAGGAAUUACAUUACAGGAUCUCCCUUCCAAGUGGGAUUUGCAUUUUGAUGAAAUGUUGAAAAAAGCCAGUGCAAGAAUGCACAUAAUGCGUGUCUGUAAAUACUAUGGCUUCCCAAUCAAACAACUGGACAUGCUGUUUAACACUUUAAUUAUGCCUAUAAUCACUUACGGCAUAGAACUUUGGGGAGGCGCAUACUUCAAUAAAUACAUUAGUCAAAUAGACAAAUUCAUCAAUCGCGCUCACAGAAAUGGUUACAUAUCGGAAAAAUUGAAUAUUAAGGAGAUAAGCAUAAAAAGGGACAAGAAACUUUGGGAUAAAGUAAUACAUAAUAAAGAUAAUGCACUACAGGAGCUUUUACCAGAUAAAUUAAAUAGACACCUUAGGCCAAGGGGACACGAGUUUGAACUUCCAUUA
This is a messenger RNA of Paramuricea clavata, 963 nucleotides long. The record is from the annotation of a GenBank genome assembly. NCBI's taxonomy places the organism in Eukaryota, Metazoa, Cnidaria, Anthozoa, Malacalcyonacea, Plexauridae.